AUGACGAGACGCGAUAUCCUCAAGAUUCAGCUUGAAGCAAGAGAUAUUGACGUCGACUUGCUGCCUAUGGGAAUGGAGAGACGGAAACUUAACCAAUCGUCAUGGGAUGGAAAAAACCAAACGGCGCUUUUGACGAUCGAACUCAAAUUUUACAAGCCCAAAGAUCCUCUUGCCUCAUCUUCUCAGCCUCGGGAUCCACCCUUCACGUUGGUCGCACAUAAGAACGACAUGAAAACACCGCUGCUAUCUCUGAUUCGUUCGCGACUAGUGGAGGGCGUCAAGUCCAAGAAGGAGAGCUCACAUCCACAAUGGGUCAAACAAUUGGUCUUUCCUGAUGCUGAAGAUCCUGAAUCGUUCGUGAAUCCCCAAUGUGUCAUGGCUGCCAAGAUCGACCCUUUAACAUUGAAACGGCUAGUCAAACCAGCGACGGGAGGCUACCAUUCUCUUGAUCCAACCCAGCCUCUUUCCACAUCACUGCGCCAUACGGAGUUCGUAGAAUUUCCGACAAUCGAGAUUUGGGACGAGUUUCUUGGGACGAUUCUUGAUGCGCGAGGGAUCGUCAAGCAACACGAAGAGAGGCCAGUGAAGAGGAGGAAGACGAAUACCAAGGCUGGUCGUGCGGCAAUUGCUGGACUUCUUGGUGGAUACGGUAGUAGCGAGGAAGAGGUGGAGGUAGAGCCUAAAAGCGUGCUGGCCAGUCUAGAAGAGUACGCUGGCAGCGAUGGUGACGACGAAGUGGGUUCAGGUGGCAAGGAUGCCCCAGAUGACAUAGAUUUCGGGGCGCUGAGUGAUGAAGACGCUGAGGAGUUAGAACUUGACCCUGCUGUGCUACUUGAGCUAAUGGCGAAAGUACGCGGGAGCGAGCCUUGGGCCGUAGAAGAUGAAGCAGUUGAUUGGGGAGAUGUGGAUGACCCAGAGCCGAAAUGA
Molecule: messenger RNA, 927 nt
Organism: Cyclocybe aegerita
Lineage: Eukaryota; Fungi; Basidiomycota; Agaricomycetes; Agaricales; Hemipholiotaceae
Source: the annotation of a GenBank genome assembly